UAAAGAAGGUUAAGGAUUUGAUAGAUGAGAAGAACAGAGAUUUGAUAUUUAACGCAUUACAAAGUGGAAUACCACUUUCCCUUUCUCAAAAGUGGAACACAGAUUUCAGCUUCUCUCAAAUCUCAUCAAUACAUAAUUAUUAUCAAAUGAUUCACUUUGUGCUUCUGAUUAGUAGACAAGGAAAAGUGAGGCUCACAAAAUGGUAUUCACCGUAUUCUCAAAAGGAAAGAUCCAAGGUAAUUAGAGAGUUAAGUGGCCUAGUUAUCUCUCGAGGCCCAAAGCUAUGCAACUUUGUGGAAUGGAGAGGACUCAAAGUUGUUUAUAAAAGAUAUGCUAGCCUUUACUUUUGCAUCUGCAAUGAUCAAGAAGACAAUGAAUUGGAGACUCUCUCCAUUAUUCAUCACUAUGUUGAGACAUUGGAUCGCUAUUUUGGCAGUGUUUGUGAGCUAGAUUUAAUCUUUAAUUUCCAUAAGGCAUAUUUCAUAUUGGAUGAAGUUUUGCUAGCUGGAAUGAUGCAAGAGACUAGCAAGAGAACAACUCUAAGACUCAUAGCUGCACAGGAGGAAUUAGUGGAAGCUGCAAAAGAAGAGGCCAGUUCAUUGAGUAAUAUAAUUGCACAGGCCACCAAAUAAGAAGAGCUUCAUUCAUUUUUUAUAAGAAUUUGUUCUAUAUAAAUCAUAAUAUAAAAUACUUUAUAAUAAUGAUUUUGUUACACAUUUGAUUUUUAAUUGAACCAUAAGGUGCAAAUUAACUCAUGUCACCGGAUUUAGUGAAAUAAGACUUUAUCAUUUUUGUAAAGAUCGGUAUUAUUUUUGUGUUAUGAAAAGAUCAGUAUAUCUA
Molecule: messenger RNA, 840 nt
Organism: Cicer arietinum (chickpea)
Lineage: Eukaryota; Viridiplantae; Streptophyta; Magnoliopsida; Fabales; Fabaceae
Product: AP-1 complex subunit sigma-2-like
Biological process (GO): vesicle-mediated transport; intracellular protein transport
Cellular component (GO): AP-1 adaptor complex; membrane coat
Molecular function (GO): clathrin-cargo adaptor activity
Source: RefSeq, a predicted model, not a curated record